This is a messenger RNA of Pistacia vera, 1775 nucleotides long. Its product is annotated as snurportin-1-like. Gene Ontology annotation, cellular component: nucleus; cytoplasm. Lineage: Eukaryota; Viridiplantae; Streptophyta; Magnoliopsida; Sapindales; Anacardiaceae. Gene Ontology annotation, biological process: snRNA import into nucleus. The record is from RefSeq and is a predicted model, not a curated record.
UCUACUAACUCGGCAUCUGUGAACCGACGUCGUUCGUGAUUGUUUUAUUUAGUAAAAGUUUUGAAGUCGGUUUUUUUCUGAAGAAGCGGAGAAGAGUUCAAUGGCGCCCCACGAUGUCCGCCGUCCGUUCAAAAGACCGGCAAUCUCCGAUCAACAGCGGCGCAGGGAUCUCUCGCUGCUCCGCCAAUCACAGAACCGCCGUGACGCUCAACACCAGGCUCGCUGCUUAGCGUCCUCCGUCCUUUCCCUGCAAUCCCAAACCCCCGAACCUGUACCUGAAUUUGAAAUUGAGCUCGUGGAAGAACCUGAAUCCCAAUCCGAAGAAGAAUCAGGAACUCUGACGAAGGACCUUGAUGUUCGUCAGGCUUCAAAGCUUAAAGGAGCUGAAGCUCGCAAGUGGUUCGCCGCACAAUUGAUGCUUCCUGAGUGGAUGAUCGACAUUCCUGAUCGCUUGACCCAUGACUGGUAUGUAUUGGCAAGGCCUGCUGGAAAAAGGUGCAUUGUGGUAUCUUCAAACGGAACAACAGUUAGUAGGCUGCGGAAUGGCUCUGUUUUGCAUCAUUUCCAUUCUGCUUUGCCUUGUGGGGCGAGAAUCGAGACAGUCUGCUCUUCUCAAUCCUAUUGUAUACUUGACUGCAUAUUUCACGAGUCCGAUCAAACUUAUUACGUCAUUGACAUGGUUGUUGGCGGGGAUACUCUCUCUAUGUUCACUGCUGAGUUCAGGUUUUUUUGGUUGAACUCCAAGCUGGCUGAGACUGGGGCCUGUGAUUCUCCUUCUCGUUACCAUAAAUUCAGAUUUAGUUCCGUACCUGUAUUCAAUUGUGACCAGAGUGGUCUCUAUGCAGCAUAUACAGGAGUGGUGUCUUAUGUCAAGGAUGGGCUAUUGUUUUAUAACAAGUAUGCACAUUAUCAAACUGGAAACACACCUCUAGCAUUAGUCUGGAAGGACGAACACUGUAGUCAAUAUGUAAUUGACACCGAUAGUAAAGGAGACAUUCCGAGCCAACAACAGGUAGUUUUGGAGCUGCAAGAUGAUGGAAAACUAUCUACAUCAGAUGAUCCUGCUGUCAACUUUGGCUGCUUAGAUAGGGAAUUCAUACAGAAGUCAGAGCUACAUUCUGGUAGUCUUCUAAAGUUUGCCAUUGGUGAUGGAGGAUUGAGUUUUGUGGAUGGGAAGCUUGAGAAGGCUGAUUUACAUUAUCUUGGCAAGACCAAUCGAGCACGCAUGUUUGCAGAUAGUUACUCUAAGGUUAUAUUUCAGUAUAUGGUUCGACAUGCACCGCUAAAAUUUGAUGAUCUGUUAGCUUCUAUUAGCUCAUCAAAUGAUCAAGAAAACAAACUUGAUGAUGUGGAGAUGGUCGGUUGACGGAGUAAUGGUGACUGCUGGUUUCUUUCAUAGUUUUGCCCACUGCCCUCCAUAAAGCAAGCAAAUGUCACUCACUGGAGGAUGGUGAUUGCGCAUGGUUCUCAUCAAUGGUUUAUGACUUUUGUGUAUCUAGCAAACUGACAGCUAGGAAGUUUUGUAUGAUUCCAGUAAGCAGCAGGUGAAUGUAAUUCUUGCCACCUUUUAUGGAGAUAUUUUUUAACCCUUUUUUAUGUAUAUAUCUUUUUGAGUUUUCUUGUAGGCACCUUUGCUAUGCAGAGAUUGUACCACAGCUCAGAAAUAUGACAUAUGCUUAUUUAAAACAAUACAAUUUUGAAUUGUACCAAAUAACCUUAAUUAUAAUAGUGUGGCUUUUUGGUGAUGAUGAUACAAUACGUUUCAUCUCUUUUCA